AUGACUGGCCUUACCAAGGAGCGCGGUGUGCGUAUUGCUAUUGACCGCGGAGGGACUUUUACGGAUUGUGUUGGAGAACAAAACGGCGAAGAAAUCAUCAUCAAACUUCUCUCUGAGGAUCCGGCGAAUUAUAAAGAUGCCCCGCUUGAAGGCAUCCGGCGCAUCAUGAGCCAUUUUCUUAGGCGAGACAUUCCUCGUGGUGAACCCUUGGAUACGUCAAAGAUUGACUCCAUCCGUAUGGGGACAACUGUCGCUACAAAUGCCUUGUUGGAACGAAAAGGAGAGAAAAUUGCCAUGGUUGUCACAAAGGGGUUCAGAGAUUGCUUGGUCAUUGGAAACCAGUCGAGGCCCAAGAUCUUUGAUUUGGCAAUCAAGAAGCCUGAUGUGCUGUACGAAAAGGUUAUUGAAAUUGAUGAGCGUGUGACGCUGGAAGACUACACGGAAGACCCAGAUCGCAAAGUCACUGAAACGGAAGCCCACGUUGGGACCGGUACAGAAGGACAGUCGCUUAUCCGAGGCACAUCUGGCGAGACUGUUCGUAUUCUCAAGAGGGCUGAGGAUAGCGAAGUCCGCCAGAAGCUACAGGAGGUGUACGAUGAGGGUAUUAGAAGCAUUGCUGUCUGCUUGAUGCAUGGAUAUACGUUCCCGAGCCACGAAGCUCAAGUCGGCCGCAUCGCCAAGGAUAUCGGAUUCAAACAUAUUUCAUUAAGUCAUGAGCUGAUGCCCAUGGUGAAGCUCGUCUCAAGAGCUACUUCUGUUUGCGCAGAUGCUUAUUUAACGCCAGCCAUAAGGCGAUACAUCGACGGCUUCCAAGAAGGGUUCGAAGGUGGAUUGGGAACACAAAGCGUCAAAGAAGAAAAGGGCUCCAGGGGCGCCAGAUGCGAGUUCAUGCAGUCAGACGGCGGUCUGGUUGAUGUUGAUAAGUUCACCGGGUUGAAAGCAAUUCUAUCUGGGCCAGCUGGAGGUGUUGUUGGUUACGCUAUAACAUCGUAUGACGAGGAUACAAAGAUACCCGUAAUCGGUUUUGACAUGGGAGGGACAAGUACGGAUGUUUCACGUUAUGGCGAAGGCAGGUAUGAGCACGUAUUUGAGACUACCACAGCAGGCGUAACAAUUCAGUCGCCUCAGCUAGAUAUCAACACCGUGGCAGCUGGGGGCGGAUCAAGACUGUUCUUUCGCAAUGGACUCUUUGUAGUCGGGCCAGAAUCUGCAGGUGCUCACCCUGGUCCGGCUUGCUACCGUAAAGGUGGUCCCGCCACUGUAACUGACGCCAACUUACACCUCGGUCGUUUGCUGCCCGAGUUCUUUCCGAAGAUUUUUGGAAAGAAUGAGGACCAAGGUUUGGAUGAAGAGGCAAGCAGGAAGGUUCUUCAGGGACUUACAGACCAGGUGAACCGAGAAACCGGGAAAAGUUUGAGCAUCGAUGAAGUAGCGUACGGAUUUCUGACAGUUGCCAAUGAAACCAUGACAAGGCCGAUUCGGUCUAUUACGGAAGCCAAGGGCCACGACUCAUCAAAACACCGUCUGGCAACAUUUGGCGGUGCCGGUGGCCAGCAUGCUGUUGCCAUAGCUGAUUCCUUGGGAAUCAGUCAAAUUCUCGUGCAUCGCUAUUCCUCGGUCCUCUCAGCUUACGGCAUGGCUCUCGCGGAUGUAGUCGACGAGCGCCAAGAGCCUGAUUCUGCCGUCUGGCAAGAUGACGGCAAGACUGUCAGCGAACUACAAGCGAAAAUGGAGAAACUGAAGGAAAAAUCCCGGGCCUCUCUAAAAGACCAGGGCUUCGGUGAGAAUGAGAUUGUUUUCGAAGAAUAUCUCAAUAUGCGAUACAGGGGUACUGAAUCUGCUCUGAUGAUUGUCAAGCCCACUGACGAGGAAGCCAAGCAGCUUUUCGAUGGCAAAGGUUGGCAGUUUGGUCAAGCAUUUGCCAGGCACCACAGAUACGAAUUCGGAUUUACCUUGGAUGACAGAGACAUAAUUAUUGAUGAUGUUCGAGUCCGUGGCAUCGGCAAGAGUUUCCGUCACAAAGAAAAGACAGUUGAUCAGCAGCUGAAGACUAUCAAACGCCAGGACGUAGCGGAAGAUAAAAAGAGGAGCACAAAAGAGGUGUAUUUUGAGGGUGGACGAAAGCAGACCCCUGUAUACAAGUUGGAGAGUCUGGAUGUCGGGGACGUCAUAAAGGGUCCAGCUAUGCUCGCGGAUGGUACGCAGACUAUUGUGGUACCGCCCAAAACAAAUGCGCUGGUCACGGAAACUCACGUCAUCUUGGACAAUGAGAAAGGAGGGGGCGAGGAAGGAUACCACCGAGAAAACACUGACCGGGAAGUCGACCCCAUCAUGCUAAGUAUCUUUGGCCACAGAUUCAUGGCCAUUGCCGAACAGAUGGGCCGGGCCCUGCAGAAGACCAGUGUCAGCACCAAUGUUAAAGAACGCCUCGACUUCUCCUGCGCCAUCUUCGACUCUACAGGCGGACUCGUCGCAAACGCGCCCCAUCUACCCGUCCAUCUCGGCUCCAUGUCAACCUGUGUCCGGCGACAAGCCGAGAUCUGGAAAGGCAGGCUCGAAAAGGGGGACGUUAUUAUAUCCAACCAUCCUUCAUAUGGAGGCACACAUCUCCCAGAUGUCACCUUGAUUAUGCCCGCCUUCGACGAGACCGGCAAAAACAUCCUCUUUUACGCGGCAUCCCGCGCACAUCACGCCGACAUUGGAGGCAUCACAGCCGGCAGCAUGCCCCCCCACUCCCGCGAACUAUACCAGGAGGGUGCUUCCAUUAUCAGCGAAAAGCUCGUAAGCGGUGGUAAAUUUGAUGAGAAGAGAGUCAUCGAGCUCUUUUACGACGAGCCAGCCCAGUAUCCCGGCUGUAGCGGCACCCGGACACUUGCUGACAACAUCAACGACCUCAGGGCCCAAGUAUCAGCCAACCAAAAGGGAAUUUCCCUCAUCGAAAGCCUCAUUAAAGAGUAUGGAGAACCCACCGUCCAGUUUUACAUGGUCAAUAUUCAAAGGAACGCCGAGCUCUGCGUGCGCAACCUCCUCAAGGACAUCUACAAACGAUUCAAAGGCAAAAAUCUUGAGGCCGUCGACUACAUGGAUGAAGGAACGCCCAUCAGGCUCAAGAUUACUAUCGACCCGGACAAAGGCAGCGCCGACUUUGAUUUUGCAGGCACAGGACCCCAGGUAUACGGCAAUGUCAACGCCCCGCAAGCCAUCACCUACAGCGCCAUCAUAUACUGUCUCAGGUGCCUAAUAUCUGAAGACAUCCCCCUGAACCAAGGCUGCCUCCGCCCCAUCAACGUCAACAUCCCGCCAAAAUCCAUCCUGUCCCCCGCCCCCGGCGCGGCCGUCGUAGGCGGCAACGUGCUUACCAGCCAGCGCAUCACAGACGUCAUCUUCAAAGCGUUUGAGGCUUGCGCUGCCAGCCAAGGCUGCUGCAACAACCUUACGUUUGGAUUCGGCGGCAACGUGUCCGGGUUAAAGGCCGUACGGGGCUUCGGAUACUACGAGACUAUUGCGGGGGGAAGCGGCGCCGGCCCCGACUGGGUCGGCACAUCUGGCGUUCACGUUCACAUGACGAAUACCCGAAUCACAGACUCGGAGAUUUUCGAGCGCAGAUAUCCCGUGCUAUUGCGCGAGUUUUCAAUUCGCAAGGGUUCGGGGGGCAACGGCCAGCACCGUGGCGGCGACGGCGUCAUCCGGGAUAUCGAAUUCCGGAUUCCCCUGCAGGUAUCCAUCCUCAGCGAACGGCGCGUAUACCGCCCGUAUGGCAUGAAUGGCGGAGAGGACGGCGAGUGCGGACUGAACCUGUGGGUUCGCAACGUCGAAAAGACAAACUGGGAGAAGUCGCUCAAGCAGUUCCGGGAACCGCAUUCCAACGACGAGACGGAGGAAGCCGAGUACGAAGAACGCUACAUCAACAUGGGUGCCAAGAACAGCGCGGCGAUGAAGGCUGGCGAUCGGAUCAUCGUAUGCACACCAGGUGGCGGCGGCUGGGGGAUGCCUGGGCAGAAGAGCCGCGUCAGGGAUCAGGUGGACCACACCGAGAGCUGGAAGAAGGGCAGCGGUGCGGCUAGAGAAGAUACGGCCCUACAGACGUAA
Molecule: messenger RNA, 4089 nt
Organism: Metarhizium robertsii ARSEF 23
Lineage: Eukaryota; Fungi; Ascomycota; Sordariomycetes; Hypocreales; Clavicipitaceae
Product: Hydantoinase/oxoprolinase
Exons: 3
Coding region: 1-4089 (1362 amino acids)
Biological process (GO): glutathione metabolic process
Cellular component (GO): cytosol
Molecular function (GO): 5-oxoprolinase (ATP-hydrolyzing) activity
Source: RefSeq, a predicted model, not a curated record